GAAGGAUUAGUUUGAAUCUUCACUCUUUCAAACAACCGUUAACCUCAAUCUUAAUCCUAAUCUGUGUUUGCCUUCAUUUCUAUUCUUAGUUUCAUUUGGUUUACAUUAAUCUCUUCCUAAUAAUCAUCAUCAUCGUCAUCACCAUCAUCAUCAUCCAAUAUUAAAAUUGUUCCUUAAUUCAAAGUCAACAUGGCUGAGAAAAAUUCACCGAAAAAGUCCAAAAAAAAGACUGAAUUAGAUGAUCUCAAACAAGAACUCGAAGUCGAUGAUCAUAUUAUUACUCUUGAGGAAUUGUGUUCUCGCCUUAAAGCAGAUCCGAUCAGAGGGUUAACCCAAUCCCAGGCUAAAUCUGUUCUUGAACGUGAUGGACCCAAUGCCCUGACCCCACCGCCAACGACCCCUGAGUGGGUCAAGUUUUGUAAACAGCUUUUCGGUGGAUUCGCUAUGCUCCUUUGGAUCGGCGCUUUCCUGUGUUUCCUUGCGUAUUCCAUCUCAGCUUCGACCACUGAACAUCCAUCGCCCGAUAAUCUUUAUCUUGGUAUUGUAUUAGCUGUUGUAGUUAUUGUCACCGGAAUAUUUUCUUAUUACCAAGAGGCCAAAAGUUCAGCCAUCAUGGAAUCAUUCAAAAGUAUGGUACCUCAAUAUGCUUUGGUAGUUCGAGAGGGUCAAAAGUUGACCAUUCCAGCGGAAGAAGUUGUCGUUGGGGACGUUGUUGAAGUAAAAGGAGGUGAUCGUAUCCCUGCCGAUAUCAGGAUUCUCUCUUCUCACCAAUGUAAAGUCGACAAUUCUUCCUUGACCGGAGAAUCCGAGCCACAAACUCGAAGUCCCGAAAAAACCCAUGACAAUCCAUUGGAAACUCGUAAUCUUGCCUUUUUCUCGACUAAUUGUGUUGAAGGAACUGCCACCGGAAUGGUUAUCCAAACGGGAGAUCGAACUGUUAUGGGCCGUAUCGCCAAUUUAGCUUCGGGUCUUGAAAUGGGACAAACUCCGAUCAAUCGUGAGAUUGAACAUUUUAUCCACAUUAUCACCGGUGUUGCCGUUUUCCUUGGUGUCUCAUUUUUCAUCAUUGCGAUCAUAUUGAACUAUCCUUGGCUUGACGCUGUUAUCUUUUUAAUUGGUAUCAUUGUCGCCAAUGUACCCGAAGGUCUUUUAGCCACCGUCACCGUGUGUUUAACCUUAACUGCCAAAAGAAUGGCUUCGAAAAAUUGUUUGGUCAAAAAUUUGGAAGCCGUUGAAACUCUUGGUUCAACCUCGACAAUUUGUUCUGAUAAAACUGGUACUUUAACCCAAAAUCGAAUGACAGUGGCCCAUAUGUGGUUCGAUAAUCACAUUAUCGAAGCAGAUACAACUGAAGAUCAAUCGGGUUUAUCAUAUGAUAAAUCAUCUCCAGGGUGGAAAACUUUAGCAAACGUUUGUAUGCUUUGCAGUCGCGCUGAAUUCAAGGGAGGCCAAGAAAGUGUACCAAUUCUGAAAAGAGAUACUUCUGGUGAUGCAUCAGAAUCUGCGAUCUUGAAGUGUAUGGAAUUGGCUGUUGGUGAUGUUCUUGGUUAUCGAAAAAAGAAUCCAAAAGUUUGUGAGAUUCCCUUUAAUUCAACCAAUAAAUACCAUUUAACUAUCCACCGACCUGAAGAUCAUGAUGGUUAUUUGCUCUGCAUGAAAGGAGCACCCGAACGAAUUUUGGAAAGAUGUUCAACGAUUUUCAUUGAUGGUAAAGAAAGGCCUCUGGACGCUGAGAUGAAAAAAGCCUUUGAAAAAGCGUAUAUGGAACUCGGUGGUCUUGGUGAACGAGUUAUCGGCUUUUGUGAUUUCAAACUACCAGGAGAUAAAUUUGGACCUGAUUACACUUUUGAUCCUGAUGAUGCAAAUUUCCCUUCGAGUGGUUUACGUUUUGUUGGACUUAUUUCUAUGAUUGAUCCUCCUCGAGCCGCUGUUCCUGAUGCUGUGGCCAAGUGUCGUUCCGCUGGUAUUAAGGUUAUCAUGGUUACUGGUGAUCAUCCAAUCACCGCCGCUGCGAUUGCCAGAGCGGUUGGUAUCAUUUCCGAAGGUAAUUAUACCGUUGAAGAUAUCGCUCAGAUGAGAGGAAUUCCAGUUAGUCAGGUUAAUCCAAGGGAAGCGACAGUUGCAGUUGUUCAUGGAGGUGAACUUCGUGAUCUCUCAUCUGAACAACUUGACGAUAUUUUGAAAUACCACAAGGAAAUUGUCUUCGCUCGAACUUCUCCCCAACAGAAAUUGAUUAUCGUUGAAGGUUGUCAACGAUUAGGUGCCAUUGUAGCUGUAACCGGUGAUGGUGUCAACGAUUCACCGGCUCUUAAAAAAGCCGAUAUUGGUGUUGCUAUGGGAAUCGCUGGUUCUGAUGUUAGUAAACAAGCUGCUGACAUGAUCUUAUUGGACGAUAACUUUGCCUCCAUUGUGACCGGUGUUGAAGAGGGUCGACUUAUCUUCGAUAAUCUUAAAAAAUCAAUCGCUUAUACUUUAACCAGUAAUAUUCCCGAGAUCUCACCUUUCCUAUUCUUCAUCAUUUUCAACAUCCCUCUUCCUUUGGGAACUGUAACCAUCCUUUGCAUUGAUUUGGGUACUGACAUGGUUCCAGCUAUUUCAUUGGCUUACGAACAAGCCGAAAGCGAUAUCAUGAAACGUCAACCUCGUGAUCCAACGAAAGAUAAACUUGUCAACGAAAGACUUAUUUCCAUUUCCUAUGGUCAGAUCGGUUUCAUUCAGGCCGCUGCGGGAUUUUUCACCUAUUUCGUGGUCAUGGCAGAAAAUGGAUUCUUACCUGGUGACCUUUUCGGAAUUCGUAACGAUUGGGAUUCCAAAGCUAUUAAUGAUGUUAAAGAUUCUUAUGGACAAGAAUGGACAUACAAAACUCGUAAACAAUUAGAAUACACUUGUCACACUGCCUUUUUCGUCGCCAUUGUUAUCGUUCAAUGGACCGAUUUGAUUGUUUGUAAAACAAGACGAAACUCUUUAAUCCAACAAGGAAUGAAAAAUCACGCUCUAACUUUUGGAAUCUUUUUCGAAACUGCCUUGGCUGCCUUUCUCUCAUACACACCGGGAAUGGACGUCGUUCUUAAGCUAUACCCUCUUAAACUCUCCUGGUGGUUCCCUGCCAUGCCCUUUUCUCUGUUAAUUCUCAUCUAUGAUGAGGCUCGACGUUUCCUACUCCGACGUAAUCCCGGUGGUUGGGUCGAACAAGAAACUUAUUAUUAAAACUUUUAUCGAGUUCUAAUUGUUUUCCUGUUAUGUAAACAUCGCAAUCGACAAUUUAAAGUUAUGAUUAGAUUUUCAAUUCUAGAAGGAGAACAAAGUGGAACAAAAAAGAGAACAAUUUUUUAGAAUAAAUAAUAAUUGAUUAUCGAUCAUCAAGCUUACCCCAUCUUCGUCUUUAAUUGGAAAGAUUUCGAAAAAAAAAGUAAAUUUAAUUUUCGAAAUGUUCGUAGAAGGAACAAAAAAGGAAAACGAAUCUUUUUUAAUCUGUCAGAUAUUCCAUUCCAUUUGAAAUCAAAUAACAAUCAACUGUUUUUAAUUUAAUUACCUUUACUAUUAGUACAAUCAACGAAUGAUGAUAAAAAAACAAUGAGCUUUUAAACAUUGCCGUUCAUUUGCCUAAGAUGAUUAAAAGAAAAUUAUUGAAACCAUUUAGAUGUUGAUUUAAAUUGUAAUGAUUACGAUCAAUUGUAAAUGGGAUGAGCUCGAUUGUUAAUUACUUUUUUCUAGUUCACUUGAUUUAAAUGUUGAAAGAUAAAUUAUAACCUAAAGAUUUGAGAAACAAAAAGCAAAUUGUAAUUGUUAACAAAUUGAAAAAUAUAAAAAGUUAAUACCUGA
Panonychus citri (citrus red mite) is the source of this 3822-nucleotide messenger RNA. RefSeq names its product sodium/potassium-transporting ATPase subunit alpha-like. Gene Ontology annotation, cellular component: membrane. NCBI's taxonomy places the organism in Eukaryota, Metazoa, Arthropoda, Arachnida, Trombidiformes, Tetranychidae. Gene Ontology annotation, biological process: proton transmembrane transport; potassium ion import across plasma membrane; intracellular potassium ion homeostasis. The record is from RefSeq and is a predicted model, not a curated record. Bases 190 to 3207 code for a protein of 1005 amino acids. The transcript is spliced from 9 exons. Gene Ontology annotation, molecular function: ATP hydrolysis activity; ATP binding; P-type sodium:potassium-exchanging transporter activity.